AUGAAAGUCUUGCUUGGUCUAACGGUUAUCGAUACGGGAUUCGAACUUGUGACCAUGGUGUGGGAUAGUUAUGAGUACGACGUCAUAGUACAAGGAGACCUCAAUGAUCCAUCGCGAAAGUUUCUUAUCAAGCCGCGUGGAAUAUCACCUGAAGAGGCAGAAAAAUUUAUUACUUCCGUGUUGAGAUCGUGCGAUAGUAUUAUAACAUUAAACGAUGCUGCAAAUAUGUUUGAUAACUCUACCGAGGUGUUGUCUUUGAGGAAAAAGAAAAGGUCCAAUGGUAGGAAGAAUCGUGAGAUCCCACGAAGUAGGCUUGGAGGAUCGAAUCCUGCCAUUCCUAAGGCAACAGCAAGGAAGCGAAAGAAAACUACCACGUCCACUUUUGCCAAUUCCCGUGCAAGGGAAACCUCUAGGCUCAUCCCACCAUCAGAAAUCUCAUUGGGUCCUUCGCCAAGCCAUAACUGGAGUGAAACUGACAGUUCUUCAUGUGACUAUGGCCAAAACGUAAUAAGUUCUUCUGGACGCUGUGUGGCAGAUGAACGCUCAGACAUUGAUUGGCAGGACCAAGGUGCUGAGGUCGAGCUAGACCACGCUUCUACAUCUCUACAAGAAACCUUCAGCUCGUGCCGUAGUGAAGCGAAUGGCACCGCGAGCGGUCAAAUAUGUGAAGAGUGGUGGCAAGACAGUCAUUGGUUCGGUGAUCCAUAUUCAAGCGACAGUGCAGAUUUCUCUGAGAGUCAAACAAUUCAAGCUGAGUCGAAUGCUUACACAGAAGACUUCAGUGAGCUUCAACCUACUGAAGCGCAAUAUCUACCUUUUUUGAUGUACUAUGAUGCUGAUUGUGCAUCUGAUAUGUGUGGACAAAUACCAAAGGCAGUUGGAGAUCACGUUCCGAAUGAUGGCUGUUCCACAUUUAACGAUCCUUUGGAAGAUCUUCGCAAUCUGUCGAUGGAGGCUUUUGCUGAGAUGUUUAAUAAUAGUCAUAGCACCACAUCUGCUGAACGAUGGUACGACUCGACUGCUGCUACUGGUCCAACACUUUCUACAGUUUCAUGCUUCAAUCUCAUGUGA
Molecule: messenger RNA, 1071 nt
Organism: Haemonchus placei
Lineage: Eukaryota; Metazoa; Nematoda; Chromadorea; Rhabditida; Trichostrongylidae
Source: the annotation of a GenBank genome assembly